This is a messenger RNA of Solea solea (common sole), 7533 nucleotides long. RefSeq names its product membrane-associated phosphatidylinositol transfer protein 2-like. Gene Ontology annotation, cellular component: cytoplasm. Bases 505 to 4554 code for a protein of 1349 amino acids. Lineage: Eukaryota; Metazoa; Chordata; Actinopteri; Pleuronectiformes; Soleidae. Gene Ontology annotation, biological process: phospholipid transport. The record is from RefSeq and is a predicted model, not a curated record. The transcript has 28 exons. Gene Ontology annotation, molecular function: phosphatidylcholine intramembrane carrier activity; metal ion binding; phosphatidylinositol binding.
GUUCUGAUGUAACCGCGAACCUGGUUUAAUCUUCAUCAUCAGCUGGGAACACUAGCGCUGAAACCACGGUCAGAACAUCCAUGUGUAGGAUCCACAGAUCCACGGUGACGUCCGUCCGCCUGCAGCGGUGCUGACAGCGGAUACUCACCGGGGGAGUGAGUGUUGUGUUCGGGCACUACAGGACGUACACACCGCGGUGGACACACACGGCCAGCUCACCGUCCACUGGGCUUCACCGUGGGCAGACAUCCAGCUGAGGAACUGCGGACACGUUCAUAGGAGGGAGAUGGACUGCAGGUCAGAGAUGAUGGCACGUGUCUGUGGUUCUGAAAACCCACCUGAGAAACACUGGCUGUCAGCUGCAUAGUAUUCCAGUCUCAUGUGUGAAUAAUAACGAUGACUCCCUGCUGCUUGGAGAGUGAAGCCGACUGAGAGGAGCGCCGCCCCACUUUAACACUCUCAACGCACACCCACACACACACAUAUACACUCAGAAGAAUAACCAUGCUGAUCAAGGAGUAUCGUAUCCCCAUGCCAAUGAGCGUGGAGGAGUACCGCAUUGCUCAGCUCUACAUGAUCCAGAAAAAGAGCAGAGAGGAGAGCUGUGGCGAGGGCAGCGGGGUGGAGAUCCUGGAGAACAGGCCCUACGAGGAUGGCCCCGGAGGCUCGGGCCAGUACACACACAAAGUCUAUCACAUUGGGAAGCACAUCCCGUCGUGGUUCUGUUCCAUCCUGCCUCAGGCCGCUCUGCGAGUGGAGGAGGAGUCCUGGAAUGCCUACCCUUACACACGAACCCGGUAUACUUGUCCCUUUGUGGAGAAAUUCUCUAUUGACAUUGAGACAUAUUAUAAACCAGAUACUGGAAAUCAAGGGGAUGUCUUCAGUCUGUCCUCUGUCGAGAAGAGACAGAGAACUGUUGACCUCAUAGAUAUCGUAAAGGACUACAUCGCUCCUCAUGAGUACCUGGUGGAGGAGGACCCAAAGCUGUAUCAGUCCAUCAAGACCAAACGGGGUCCACUGUCAGACGACUGGAUCGAGGAGAUCAUCCAGAAUCCUUGUGAGAACCAGGUCAUGUGUGCUUACAAGCUCUGCAAAGUGGAGUUCAGAUACUGGGGCAUGCAGUCCAAGAUCGAACGCUUCAUACAUGACGUGGGUCUGCGUAAAGUGAUGGUGCGUGCCCACCGGCAGGCAUGGUGCUGGCAGGACGAAUGGUACGGCCUGACCAUUGAGGACAUCAGGGAGCUGGAGCUGGAGACCCAGCUGGCGUUGGCCAAGAAGAUGGCCCAGUACAGCCUUACCGAGGAAGGGGGAGUGGAGACCAAUGGCUCGUCUGUGAGCCAGGACCAGACAUCCGGAGCUGAGGCCAUGGGGGCAAAAGCAGAGGCAGAUGGAGGGAAAAAUAGGGAUUCCCUGGAGAAUCGAGGAGAACUCACCAAACAGUGGUCAACGUCGUCCAGAUCCUCCAACAGGUCAUCAAAGAGAGGAGGAAGUCCGUCUCAUCAGAGCAUUUCAGAGUGGAGGAUGCAGAGCAUUGCACGGGACUCUGAGGACAGUACAGACGAUGAGUUCUUUGACGCUCAUGAGGACUUCUCUGACAACGAGGAGAUGUUUGCCAAGGAGAUCACCAAGUGGAGCUCAAAUGACCUGAUGGACAAGAUAGAGACAAUAGAGGUGGAUGAAGCACAAGAAGUCUUGUAUCAGGAGUCAGGUGGGGAAUAUGCUGGGAUGAGUAAUGAGGAGACGCAGAUGGAGGAUUGUUCAUCCCAGCAGUGUCUGCAGCCGUCCAAAGUUCACGUCCUAGUCCUGGUCCUGCACGGUGGAAACAUUCUGGACACUGGCUCAGGCGAACAGAGCAGCAAGCAGGGGGAUGUAAACACCCUGAGUGGGGCUUUUGACACCGUGAUGAGGGUCCACUACCCUGCGGCAAUGGGACGCAUCACCAUCCGGAUGGUCCCAUGUCCCGCUGUGUGUGCUGACGCAUUCUCGCUAGUCUCUAACCUGAGCCCCUACAGCUACGAUGAAGGCUGCCUCUCCAGCAGUCAGGACCACAUCCCGCUGGCUGCUCUGCCUCUGUUGGCUACCUCUGCACCACAGUAUCAAGAUGCUGUGGCGACUGUCAUCCUAAGAGCCAAUCAGGUGUACAAUGACUUCAUCAAAUCUUUAGAAGGGACAUCCUUCAAUGGCCAGGUGUGUGUCAUUGGCGACUGUGUUGGGGGAAUCCUGGGAUUCGAUGCUCUGUGCAGCAGCUCAGUGACGGUGAUAGAGAGUCAGAACAGCAGCAGACGAGGCAGCACCAUCAGUGUGCAGGACACAGACCUUCUCUCUCCAGGUAUCAUCAUAAACAGCGUCUCCCCGUCCUCGCCGUCCCUCGAGGGAAGCCGCCACCUCAGCCGCAGCAACAUCGACAUCCCUCGCUGCUCGGGGCCCGACGACCCCAAGAAACAACUGCCACGCAAGCGCAGUGACUCCUCCACGUACGAGCUAGACACCAUCAAACACCACCAAGCCUUCCUGUCCAGUCUUCACUCCAGUGUCCUCUACGCUGAGCCUGGGUCACGGCGAUCCAGCAACAGCACCAUGUUGGAGGGAGGCUCCUUGGGGAAGUUUGACUUCGAGGUGACGGACUUCUUCCUCUUCGGCUCUCCUCUGGGGCUUGUGCUCGCGCUGAGGAAGACUGUGGUGCCCUCGUUAGAUGUGUCAGCCUUGCGUCCAGCCUGUCAGCAGGUUUACAACCUGUUUCACCCGGCCGACCCCUCGGCCUCGCGCCUGGAGCCGCUCCUGGACAAGAGGUUCCACCUGUUGCCUCCCUUUAGUGUUCCACGUUAUCAGCGCUUUCCUCUGGGUGACGGGCACUCUGCUCUCCUGGUGGAGACAGUGCAGAGUAACCCUCAGCUUCUCAUGGAGUCUGCUGCGGCUUCCCAACGUUGCCAGGAAAGUGUCGUCAGUGAGACCACCAUCCCUGUGCCUAUCCUCAACUGGCAAACUUCACAGCUCCACACAGAGAGUCUGGCAAAUCAAAUCUGCAAAGCAGAUGCUCUUCACACACAUAAUUUCGUGGACGGCCAGUAUCCGCCGCCCACGUCACCCGGCGUCCCUCACCUCCGCUGCACGCGCAGGGCCAGCGAGGCCAGCAUAGCGAGUCAGGUGUCAGGCUUAGCCGACGCGUACACCGCCUCCAACAUCGCCACGAUUGCCUCUCGGUGGUGGGGCAGUAAGAGGACAGACUAUGCUCUGUACUGUCCUGACGCCCUGACAGCGUUUCCAACGGUCGCUCUGCCUCAUCUCUUCCACGCCUCCUACUGGGAAUCCACAGAUGUUGUCUCCUUUCUACUUCGACAGGUGAUGAGACAUGAGAAUUCCAGUAUUUUGGAGCUGGACGGGAAAGAAGUCUCUGAAUUCACUCCGUCCAAACCUCGAGAAAAGUGGCUUCGCAAGAGAACUCACGUUAAAAUCAGAAACGUGACGGCAAACCACCGCGUGAACGACGCCGUGUUCACGGAGGACGGAGCGCAGAUGGUGAUGGGACGCUUCAUGUACGGUCCUCUGGACAUGGUCACCCUCACUGGAGAGAAGAUUGACAUCCACAUCAUGACCCAGCCUCCCUCUGGAGAGUGGGUGUACUUUAACACAGAGCUCACCAACAGCAGUGGGCGUGUCUCUUAUGUAAUCCCUGAAAACAAAAAACUGGGUGUCGGUGUGUAUCCUGUCAAAAUGGUCGUCAGGGGUGACCACACAUUUGCAGACAGCUAUCUAACUAUUUUACCACGGGGAACAGAGUUUGUUGUGUUCAGUAUUGACGGGUCGUUUGCUGCCAGUGUGUCGAUCAUGGGCAGUGACCCAAAGGUUCGAGCUGGAGCUGUAGAUGUGGUGAGAUACUGGCAGGACUUGGGCUAUUUGAUAGUGUAUGUCACGGGUCGCCCUGACAUGCAGAAACAGCGCGUGGUGGCCUGGCUCUCGCAACAUAACUUCCCUCAUGGCAUCGUCUCCUUCUGCGACGGGCUGGUUCACGACCCCCUCCGCCACAAGGCCAACUUCCUCAAACACCUCAUCAAUGAGGCCCACAUGAGGAUCUUCGCAGCCUACGGCUCCACCAAGGACAUCUCCGUGUACACGUCCAUCGGUCUGUCUCCGUUUCACAUCUACAUAGUGGGAAGACCCACAAAGAAAAUGCAGCACCAGUGUCAGUUCAUCUCGGAUGGCUACGCCUCCCACCUGUCCCAGCUGGAGUACAACCAGAGGUCUCGCCCCGCGAAGCCCGCCAGCAACCGCAUGGUCCUCCGGAAGGGCAGCUUUGGCCUGGGCGCAGCUGGAGGAGACUUCCUGCGCAAGCGCAACCACAUCUUUCGCAGCAUCCCGUCUCAGAAGCCCGCAGGAGCCGGGUCGGCAUCGCCCAACCCAACGGGCCGGCCCGAACGAACGCUGAGCCAGUGCGAGACAGAGCGCGAGCGAGUCAUCGCCACGGCGACCCAGAGAAGUAUGAGCCUAGCUGCGGGCUGCUGGGGCCGCAGCGGGAGCACCAAGGAGGGCAGUGGAGGGUUACUUGGGCCAAAAUAAUUAAAAGAAGGAGCUGCAGCGGUUGUAAAGGACUCGGCCUGAGCCACCAUGAUCUCUGGAUGAGUGAUGGCUGGAAUGAAGAGAGGAGUGGAAAUAGGAAGUCGAGAUAAAGGGGUUGUAGUCUAGAAAUGAAAGAUAGUUGAGGGAUAAAAACACACUUUUAUUAUUCUAUUAGAGAAUAGGAGGAGAGAUAUUUAGGGAUCUGUUCAGGAGGAGUGGACUAAUCAGGCCAAAUGGGACGCAGUGAACAAAAGACAGUUCUGUAGCAUGACUCUUUUACAGUAAUACUUUUUAUAGGAUACAUUUACUAUUAAAAAGUGACAAGGAAGGAUUUAGAGAAUUAUUGUAAGCCUUAAAGUUAUCUCGUAUAACGGGACGAGCCCGAACCCCCCCAACGUUUCUACACACACACACACACACCCACGCCCAAACAUUCCCCCUCAUGAGCUCAGGACAAACAGUUAGAGCCAGAUUCAUCUUCAAACAGUCAACAGUCUCGGGGGUUCGGGCCACGUGAAAAAAAAAGCCAAUGACUUUCACCUCGGUUUUUGUCCCACCUGUCGGCUACGUGACAUGUUUCACUCACACUCAGCAAUGACUGGCAAUAAGUACGACAACAAAGAGAGAGAGAGAAAGAGAGGCCUCACAGUGCAACAGAACAGUGUGAAGAAAAUGUCAAUCUUCAAGGAUCAGGUCUCCCAAAUUACAAAAGAUAUAAUUUUCAUCUUUUACCAUUUCUGGUAUUUAUUCAUGAAGCUAGUUUUGCUUUUAUUUGUCCAGAAUGUGCACAAGAAAUCAUUUUAGAAAUGGCAUUAUCUCAUCAGUCAAAUAAGCUCAAAAUCACUGUAAAACUCACAUUGGUCUCAUAAAUGUUCACAUUAGUGUAAGUCCCUCAAUGUUUUACACUCUGUAAACAAAGGGAGUGUAAUAUUAAGUGCUUUAAAAAAAUACACACAAUAAAAAUGCCACAAAACAAAAAGUGUCUGCACAGUGACAAAAGCUACAUUUAUUUUAUUUUAUUUUUUUAAAUUUGACAAAUUUGAAAAGUAUUUUGAUCAUUUAACAAAAAUGAUUUUAAUCUGAGCUAAAAAAAAGAGAAAAAAAGUUGAGUUGAGUGCAACCCCUCUACAUCAUGUCUUUAAACUUAAAGGUACAGUGUGCUGAAUUUAGCAACAUUGAUUAGUGAAGGUCCAUUUUGUGGAUGAAUUAUUCCUCACCUCAUCCUGUCCUAAGAGAAGUGUGUUGGAGAAACAGUGAAAGAUAGCAUUGUGGUUACUGUAUGGCGGUCUCCAUAGAGACGACACACCUCCUCAAAUAAAUAUAAAGGGCUCAGUUUGGAUUAAUGUACCUAAAUUGUGCACACUGCACCUUUAAAUGACAAACACAAUGGUUUAAAUGAUAAACCUUGAUAUUCAAACAAAUACAAUACAAGGUUGACAGUGACAUGAUUAUUAGGUUAUUUGAAUGAUGUGCAUUACUGACACACACACACAGUGAUAUUGGGUGUUUUUGUUCUAAUUUGGGUGAACUGAUCCUUUAAACAUGUGAAGAGCAAACGUAUCUUGUAGCAGAGAGGACUGUACUUGUUGUCUUAGUCACAGGUCUGUUGUGUUCAGUUCAUCUGUGGUGUGUUACUUUAUUAUUCUUCCCUCUCAGUGUGGCCUGUGGGCCACCCAAGGCCUUAACAUCCAACCGUACACUUACUUCACAGGUGGAACAAGAAGCAGAAAAACAGGGCAUGCAGCAUUUAAGCAACAACUGAAACUCUGUACAGUCCACAGCAACAAUCCCUUUAUACUAUUAUGUCCAUCUGCUUGCAAUACCUCUGAUCUACCUGUAGGUGGAGUUCUCUUUCCGCACAUUUGCUGCUGUUGCUCGUCGACAUUUGUGAGGCGUUUCCCAGCUUUCCGCUCUCUCUGCUCGCGUCACAUGCAACGGACCCGGUGUUUCUCGUUUCAUUUCAGACUGGACGCUCGGUGGGGGCGGAGCCAGGAUAUACCACUUUACACAGACCAAAUGGAGCGAAGAGUGUGGGCCACGACUGAUUCAGCGUGAAUGUUGAAAUGGCUGAGUUGAUGCUUUCAGUGGUGAGACAGCGAACGGUGUCGUCAAACAUCACUGUUUUUGUCGCUUCUGUCGACCGUUGAAGUGUUUUACAUUCAAACAGGAGAGUAUGGAGUAAGUAAAACCCAACAUGACAACGUGCACAAAAUAAUCAGAUUUUCAAAUCUGCCUUAAAGGUACAGUUGGCAGGAUAUUUUAUUUUAUUGAACAAUAAUUACACAAUAAUCACUACUUCUGCUCCACCUCUAGACUCUUUUUUUUUUACAGUGUUUGGUGGAAUGAUAGCUGCUCCCGCUCUGACAACAACUGCCUACGUCACAAAGAAAAAAAAAAGAAAAGAGUCUAAACCAGAGUUGGACAAUUAAGCACCUUUCAACAUCAGCUGACUUUUUCAGAGAAUUGCAAUCCUGCCUACUGCAGCUUUAAAAUAACAUCCACACACACACACAGUGAAGCUAGUUUUACUUACUCUACACUAUAGAGACACACAUUCACAAUUGACAGUUGUGUUUUGUGUAGAAAUGUAUUCCAGCGCAGACAUUUUUGUCUCAGUAGCUUCAGAUGAACUUUAUUGACAUUGACAUACAAAAAAAAUGACAGCAAGUAAAGUCUUUUUCAACUGUUUAUAGAAAUGGACGUUACAUCUACAUUCCCCCCUGAAAUAUUCAGCUUACGAUGUCUGUGCCCGAGAACAGUCAAAGGUUUAUUUAGUAUGAAAAUCAUAGUUGAACAGGCCAAAAAUAUACAGUCAUACAAACUCUAAAACUAUAGAUUUUUAAAGAAUUCUAAUAUUCCACAAUAGUAGAUUAAAUCAAUCAAGGUCCCAAAAUCAAUUCAAAUUGAAAGCUUGUUAACAAAAAAUGUGUCUUACUUUUACAACUGCCUGAGUGAUCCAAUGACACACAGAUCAAUUAC